AUGCCCUCCCCUCGCCUUCGCAACCUUUUCUGCGUUGCACUUUCUCUUGUGUUCUUUUCAUUCUUCAUCACCUCUGCCGUGGCAUCGCCACCUUCAGCGGAAGCAUCUCCCUCAGCUCAAGCCGACUUGAUAUGCCACACCGAUAACCCGGCAGAAUGCUACCCAAAGGUGUUUUCAGCGACGGAGGAAUUCCAGACUGUGCGUGAUGACCAGGAUCUUCCUCCUGGGCUGCAUGUGCGUUUGAACAUCUGGACGGGACAGAAGGAAGCGCGCCUGAAUACGCCGAUGGCGGAGGAUCCUGCCCUUGAAGGCCUGCCGGUGGAUAAGUCAGUCGUAGUGGUGGACCCCGAGGUCUCCAACGAAGAGCCCCAACUUCCACUCGGAGCACCGGCAUACGAGCCAGUCGGCGUGGUGAAGGAGCCCCAAGUCCAGAACCCGGAUUUUGCGAUUGCCCUUGACUUCCUGAAGGAGCACGCCGAGACGGCGCCUUCCGAUGUGAAGCACCCGUUGGACGACGCUCUGGUUGACCUGGAGGAUAUCUCUCACGAUAUGUACUAUGGGAAGAAGAUUAUGGAAGAUGCGGGCGCGGUCAAGAGCCUUUUCUGUCUGCUCACGCAGCGGGACGCCCAACAGGCCGAUCGCGACCUGACCGAACGGAGGGACUUCUUGGCCUCGUCGAUCUUGUCCUCCUCACUCCAAAAUAACCCUCCUGCCAUGCGGGAGAUCGAGUCACAAUGGGAUCAGCUCAUGUCUACUCAAUGCGGGUUUCACCAGCGCCCGCUGGGCGAGGUCCUGUUUGACGGUCUGAAGCCGAGAACGCAAGCCUCGACCGCGGACGAGGCGAACAGACAGGAGGCUUCUUGGAUACGCACUUCACUGCCGGUGGUGGGAAGGCUGAUGAAGAGUGAUCCGAUCCGCGGCCACUUCAUGCAGAACGACAUCAUGAGGAACUUCCUCCAGAUCUUGCUCAUCGAGUCGCCGGCAUGGGAGGCCCCGCGGGUGCGAGUGAGCAGGAUCGUCUCCGAUACGUUCCUGGACAAUGCUGUAGGCGCCAAAGAAGGCGUAUGGCCUCGGGGGGUGAUCAGCGAUCCAGCAGUCUGCCAGGAGGAGAGCACUAGGCUGGGAGAUGGCUGCUGGGAAUAUCAUCUCCAGGAAAUCACCAAGGAAACAAAAGCUGAAUGGGCCCAGGAACUGCUUGACUUGCUAAACACGGCGAGGUCAGGAGCCAGACGUGCGAAAGACGAACUAUAA
Molecule: messenger RNA, 1251 nt
Organism: Neoarthrinium moseri
Lineage: Eukaryota; Fungi; Ascomycota; Sordariomycetes; Amphisphaeriales; Apiosporaceae
Exons: 1
Coding region: 1-1251 (416 amino acids)
Source: RefSeq, a predicted model, not a curated record